CUACAGGUAAUAAGACAGGUAGUACAGGUUACUUAUCACCUUAGCGCUUCUCUUCACUGCGCCACUUCUUCCUUACUAAUAUGACAUCCAAAGCAACUUUGCGACCGGCGCCCAUGUUCAAAUAAUUUUUACAGUGAAGUGGGCUUCGAGUGCCACCGUUCCAUGUGGGUUGUUUACCUGACAUAGAUGCCAACGGUUGACGGCAACACCCUCCGGGGACUAUUAGGAUUUUGGGAUCCUUUCGAGCUCCACCAAAUGCCGUCGUAUGAAGAGAUGUCACCAGCAUAGUUGUGCUGGUCUCCACAUUAGGUAGCAAGUACUCGAUACACGUGUUUUUGCCAAAGCACAGCUUUCACUGUUACUUUACUGUCCAAUCCCGGGUUGAAUAUGGAGGGCUUGGAUAAGCGCUAUAUCUUGCCUUAUGGUAACUCGCUUGUAGCUGUGCGUAGCUUUGCGCCUGGUGAUGUCGUCAUUCGAGAUACUCCUCUCCUAGCUAUUGUUGAAGCUGAAGAAGUGCUUGAUAAAGUCUACGAGACGCAUUCGGAGUUCUGCAUCAGAGCGGACUUGCUUGGGAAGGAUGCCUCGAUCGACUUCAGCUUGCAGAUGCUGCAGUAUAGCUCUGCAAGCGACCAUGUCAAAGGAUGUGUAAAGCGGCUCUUCACGCCGGACAUCCAGCAGUCUCGGGAAGAGCCCUACGUACGAGCAGCUCGGCAAUACGCUGACCAGCUCUCGGCAUUGCAAACAUCCCGGCCCGAGGCGCUUGCUUGCAGCAUCCUUGGCCCCGUAGUCUCGACCUGCACCUACGACGAAAUUGUACGCGUUGUGUUGGCCUGGGUCUGCAACAGCUACGCGACGCGGGAUGGCGGAGCAGCGCUGUACGAGCAUGGCAGCCUGGUCAACCAUUGCUGCGAAGGCAACACCCGGUACCGUUACUUGGAAGACGAUGCGGAUGACGAUGAGGAGGAUGCCACUAGCGAGAGCGGCAGCAGCCACGGCGGGUACGGCUUGUUCAUUGCCGUACAACCAAUCCAGCCGGGGGAGGUCAUCACCACCUGCUACCUGGGCUGGGACGAGCAGACCCUCAUGUCCACCCGCAUGCGCAGGAAGCUGCUGGUUAAGACCAAGCUCUUCACGUGCACCUGCCCCCGCUGCAGCCGGUCUCGGGACCCCUACCGCGCACUGCCCUGCCCCGCUUGCGGCGGCGGCAGCAGCAGCGGUGGACGCGGUGGCGGCUGUGGGGGCGGUAGCACCGGCGGUCACGCAGAGAGCAGUGGGGCGGCAGGAGCAGCCAGCAGCGGCGGCGUGGAGGGGGGCGGAGACGAGGGUGGCGGCGGCGGCAGUAGCGGCGGCGCUGCGACUGAGGACCGGCGUGGUGGUGGCGGCAGCGGUGGUGGUGCUGGAGGUGGCAGCAGCGGAGGCGGGGGAUUCGUGUACUGGCGGGGCGGCAGCAGCGGUGGAGGUAGUGGCGGUGGCGGUGGCGGGGGCGGCAGCAGAGGAGGCGGGGGAGGCGGCUGCGGGUCUGAGCCCCGUCCCUGGG
Molecule: messenger RNA, 1537 nt
Organism: Astrephomene gubernaculifera
Lineage: Eukaryota; Viridiplantae; Chlorophyta; Chlorophyceae; Chlamydomonadales; Astrephomenaceae
Source: the annotation of a GenBank genome assembly